UUUCUCGCAAGCACCGCCAUUACCUAGCGAUUAUUCCCCGUUUUGUCCGCCAACCUCCUCCUAUACCGCCAUGGCAGCAAUGGCUCCAAUCGCCGCAGCAGCAAUAACUUCGGCCCCGCAACCGUUGCCAAUUCCGCAGCCUGGUACUUCAACCGAUCGGUCCUCACCGCUCUGUACAGAAUCGUUGCUCGAUCCGAAUUUGUUGUCGCAUUUGUUGAGCAAAGGUGACAAAAGUCGGGAUGCUUUUCAGUACUGCAAGUCAGUUAUCGAAGAAAGUCUCAAUUCCAUCGUUACAUGGGCAAAAAAUGCUCCGUAUUUCGAGCAGUUACCGGCCAAAAUGGUGAAAUAUGUGAGUUACGAGUCAAAGAGUACCUAUAAAAAGUUUGUACAAAAGACUGUGUAA
This is a messenger RNA of Gongylonema pulchrum, 403 nucleotides long. Lineage: Eukaryota; Metazoa; Nematoda; Chromadorea; Rhabditida; Gongylonematidae. The record is from the annotation of a GenBank genome assembly.